AUGACUGAAGCAUAACAACUAGAAGAAUUUACAAUAUACGGGAUUCAAAGUGAAUUCAGUGCAAGAGGCCAAAUCAAAUAUGAGGAUCUAAGAAUGCUGAUAUCGGAUUAUAUGUAGAUGUAGCCUAUCUUUUUCCUGGUAGUUCAGAUCCUUGAACAAGAACAUUAAAUUUAGAUAGUGGAAAAGAUUAAGAUUGACAUUUAAACCAUCUUCUCAACUUUUAGAUCCCUUUACUUUCUACAGGAAGUUCCAAGGUUCCUAAAUGGACGUUUAACACAUUUUAAUGUUCGUAACAUCAAAGCAGCAAUUUAACUUUAUCAUGAUGGACUUCUUACAAUGAAGGAUAUAAAAGAUGCUUGUCUUAUAUUCCAUCUUCGAGAGUAAGAGUUAAUGAGUGAAGGAGUACCAUGUAAUGCAACUGAAAUUAACAAUUUAUUAUGGGCAAUAGGAAAAGCCAUAAGCACCAGUGUUUUGGAAGAAUGGAUAAAACGAUGCACAGACUUUCUCUAGAUUAAGGGCUUCCUUUAAGAAUUCGAGUUUCUCUACCUUAUGGCAAAUACAGUUGACAGAUGGGCUUAUUAUGAGAAGAUUCCUAAAACUAAGAUGGAUCUUACAAGAGAUCCCAAAAUGGACAACCUCUAUGUCGUAGAUUAAACUGGAUAUAAAACUGCCAAGAAUCCGGAUGCAAAAAUUCAACAUUAUAUGAAUUAUCAAUACAAUAUGGACAAGGCUGUCUUUAAGGGCAGAUCCUUAAAGGAUAGAAAUGAAUACUAUAUUUAAAAAAGGACUUAAAAACAUCAAUAAUUCUUGAAAAAUAAGGAUGCUGGUAUUGGGGAAUUUAAAAAACUCUUAAGAGACCCUGAAUUAUAUGUUGAAAUUAAAUCUAAAUUAAAAAAUGCUUAGCAAAUUUUGAAUCAUUCUAAAUUAAAUGGGAAGAUGCUCAGAGUAUAAUUAUUAGAAGAGUUUGUUGGAUCAAAGGAAUUUCUAUAAUCUCAAGCCAAUCAACACAAUAAAUAAUUACAAAACGAGGAAUCUAGGAAGAGCAUACCGAAUAUUAAAUAAUUAAAGGAGCAUCCUUAAUUCUAAAAAUAAACAUAAAAAAUUUAGAUAUCAGAAGCUAUUGAAGAUAUCAGAUAAGAUGUUUAAUAGCAUAAGAAAAUGAUGCAAGAUCCAGCUUUCAUGACUGAAUAUUUAUAAAGAGCAUCAAGUGCAGUCAGUACAAAAGCAUCAAUGAGAAAAAAUAUAAGUGGCAAAUUAGGAGUUUAAUCUUAAACAUCUUUAAGGCCAUCAACUGCUAUAGUGAUGCCAACAUAAAUGAAAAUGUCUAGGCCUAUUACAGCAAUUAGUAAUCAGGAACACUAGAAACCACGAUUAUCAUAAACAAAUAUUCCUAAAAUUUUAGAAGAAGAAAUUGAAAUAUUCGAAAAUGAACAACAAGAAAACAAAAAUCAAAAUACAGUAUUUUAUGGUUCUUCGAAUUCUACUAAGCGUUUAUAUAACAUAGACUUACCGUGGCAUAAGUCGUCAUUACAAAUUUAAUGA
Molecule: messenger RNA, 1542 nt
Organism: Paramecium tetraurelia
Lineage: Eukaryota; Ciliophora; Oligohymenophorea; Peniculida; Parameciidae
Exons: 6
Source: RefSeq, a predicted model, not a curated record